This is a messenger RNA of Priapulus caudatus, 967 nucleotides long. Its product is annotated as VWFA and cache domain-containing protein 1-like. The coding region runs from base 260 to 967 and encodes 235 amino acids. Gene Ontology annotation, molecular function: voltage-gated calcium channel activity. The record is from RefSeq and is a predicted model, not a curated record. The transcript is spliced from 5 exons. Lineage: Eukaryota; Metazoa; Priapulida; Priapulimorpha; Priapulimorphida; Priapulidae. Gene Ontology annotation, cellular component: voltage-gated calcium channel complex.
UGCAUACGCGUUCUUGGUGUAUAUAUAUCUACAACAAUCGACACAGAAAUGCGAAGCGGAUCUUCUAUACAGAGAAGGAGAAAGCGAGCCUACGUUGAUUACCUCUCAUAUACAGACACCUGUGUUCGCACCUGAGCUACCUGCAGCUACGUAACUUUGCUCAGCAUCACCUUAUAUAUAUAGGCGUCGCCGCGAGACAUCCCGUUGUAUUCAAUCACAGGUGCAUAAUUACUCAGGUGUUCCGUAACGCGCCAGCGCUAUGCUACCAGCACACAGUGGUCGGGUGAGGUGGUCACUCGUGUUGUCGUUGGCGUUGGUUUGUACGGUCGCACGGCGGUGCGCCAGCGCUGUCAGCCUUGACCCGCCUGCAGAAAUGACGAGUCUGACGCAGCAUCUACACUCAAACUUCACAGCCGAGCUGCUACGCAUGAAGAGAGACGGUUUAGGGGUGAUCGCUAUGCAGAAUUAUUACGACUCACUGAAUUAUGAGGAAACAACUCUCGAUGGAGCCGUACUCAUUCAACAGCUUGCAGAUGCACUGGAGCAGAAGUAUCGAGAGAGACUCGAGGCUCUGGAGGGACUGCGUGCGUCUGUCGUGCAGUCGUACAGGGAGGAUGAGGCAGGGAGAAGCGCCUUCCAUAUCGUACCUGACUGCUGCAACCUGAACUCUGACCUGUACGAGGAGGACGUGCGAUUUAAGUCGAAGGUCAACACCCAGGCAAUGUGCAUGUCGCAGUCGGCGGUGGCGCCGGACCCGGGUCACAUGAAGCGACUUCAUGACACGGUGCUGGAUCGCAUGCGCGCAAACCUGCAGAAUGUUCCCUCACUGAAGUGGCAGUACUAUGGUGACGAGAAUGGGGUGAUCACGACCUUCCCCUCUGUGGCGAAGAAGGAUUGCCACAAGUAUGAUCCGAGAUUCAGGUACGUGUGGACAUCCUACCAGGAGUGUAUAAUUUACCUCAAUUAA